AAGCUCCCAAUCCAACUCUCCAUCAAUCUCGCAUCACAGGACGCGAAGGGUUUCAAUUCCCAACUUUUCGUCGAUCAAAUAUCACACUUUAAACUCGAAGUUGGGAUUUUUCUUUCUACUGAUAUUGAUCUAAAACGUAUGGAGGACCUGUUUAUCCACCGAAUCGAGUUCUAGGUUUCGUAUUUAGAAUUCGAUCGUUAACAUCAGAUGGAUAAAGGGAAAGGAGUGAUGGGAAGUCGGAAAUGGGCAGUUGAAUUCACAGACAACUCAUCAACACCUUCCUCCCGAGACAUUCCAGAUCCACCUGGGUUCACACGAGCUACCCAUGAUCAAGAUGAUUCCACAUUAAGUCGCCAAAAGAAAGAUGCAGAAGCAAAUUGGAAAUCACAAAAAGCAUGGGAGGUAGCUCAAGCACCCUUCAAGAACCUUCUAAUGAUGGGGUUCAUGAUGUGGAUGGCUGGAAGUACAGUCCAUUUGUUUAGCAUCGGUAUAACAUUUUCAGCUCUUUGGCAACCAUUAAGUGCUCUUCAAGGAGUUGGGAAGGUUUUUGAGCCUUAUAAAGAUAGCAAGGUGGAUCUAAAUGCACCUAAAUUGCUGUUUAUUGCUCUUAAUUUGGGGGGUAUGUUGCUUGGUGUCUGGAAGUUGAACACUUUGGGGCUUCUUCCUACACAUGCUUCUGAUUGGGUUUCUUCUUUGCCACCUGCACAUGAAGUUGAGUAUUCUGGUGGAGGUAUUGCUUUGUUCUAAUAACAACACUAUAUCUAUCGGAUUUUCAUUUUUUUUUCUUAUAGUUUUUAAUAUCCAAGAACUGUUUCAGAUUUUGUUCUCUUUUUAGUGAUUUUGCAUUUUGAUUCA
This is a messenger RNA of Lactuca sativa (garden lettuce), 855 nucleotides long. RefSeq names its product ER membrane protein complex subunit-like protein. The record is from RefSeq and is a predicted model, not a curated record. NCBI's taxonomy places the organism in Eukaryota, Viridiplantae, Streptophyta, Magnoliopsida, Asterales, Asteraceae.